AUGGGGGAGAGACCCGGGGGUUAUGAGAAGCAUGAGUGGCUGCGCAGUCCGUCUGCCGGUCAGGGGAUUCUUUUUUCUGCCCGGGAUGCUGUGGAGGGGGCUAAGGGCGUGGCUGAUAAGGUAGCAGGCGUUGCUGCGAAACGCAUUGCUGUGGCGGGGGCUGUAGCGGGGACUGUAGCGGGGACAGUGGCAGGGACAGUGGCAGGGACAGUGGCAGGGGCUGUAGCGGGGACGGCAGAGCACGUGGCUGGGAAUGUGGCAGGGGCAGCAGGAGUGGUGGCGGGGAAAGUGACUGGGGCGGCAGGCGUGGUAGGAGGCUCGGUGACUGGCGCAGCUGGUAAGGUAGCCGGGGCUGCAGGUACGGUAGCAGGUACGGUUAAGGGUGCUGCAGGUACUGUAGUAGGUACGGUAGCUGGGGCUGCAGGUACGGUAGUAGGUACGGUAGCCGGAGCUGCAGGUACGGUAGCCGGGGCCGCAGGUUCGGUAGCUGGUACGGUGGCAGGUACGGUUGCAAGUUUACCCAGGGGCGCGGUGGGGGUUGUGUCUCGCAGAGUGCGGAAUAUAGGCGCGGGGGGGAAGGCGAUGAGUGCGCGUGUGCGCAGAGGAGCAGAGGCUCGGAUUGAAGCUGCACAGAGCACUGUGAAAUCGGUGAGUGCGCGGGUGCAGCGGGGCGCCGGGGCUAGCUUCGGAGUAGCUCGGAAUGCUGUGGAGGAGAGGCUCGGGAUGGGCCAGCAUGGUUCGGAAGAGAGGCUCGGGAUGAGUCGGCAUGGUUUGGAGGAGAGGCUCGGAAUGAGUCGGCAUGGUUCAGAAGAGAGGCUCGGGAUGGGCCGGCAUGGUUCGGAGGAGAGGCUCGGGAUGAGUCGGCAUGGUUCGGAGGUGAGGCUCGGAAUGAGUCGGCAUGGUUCGGAAGAGAGGCUCGGGAUGGGCCGGCAUGGCUCAGAGGAGACGAUCGGGGUGGGCCGGCAUAGCUCAGAGGAGAGGCUCGGGGUGGAUUGGCAUGGUGUGGGGGGUGGGAGUGCAGUGUUUGAGUCGUUUGAAUUGGUGGGUGAAAAUAUUUCGGAGGGAGGGAGUGAAGCACUAGAGUCGUUUGGAAGGGUUGGUGAAGCUAGUUCGGAGGGUGGGAGUGUGGUGUUAGAAUCGUUUGAAAGGGCAGUUGAAAAUGGUUCGGAGGGUGGGGGUGUGGUUCUAGAAUCGUAUGAAAGGGCGGGUGAAGCUGGUUCGGAGGGUGGGAGUGUGCUGGGGAUGCCACAAACAGAGGCAAAUCUUGGCACCGAGGUGAGUUCUGGUGCAGAGGCGAUUGGAGCGUUUCAAAGCGGUUUGGAGGAGUAUGAUAAUGUGCGGGUGCAGAGAGAAGGCUCAGGGGCGCAUUCAGAUUUGGAGGCGUCUCAGCGGAGUGAGGGUGCAGCGAGUAAUGACUCACCUGAAAGAGAGGUGGAGAGCAAGAGAGGGGGAGUGCAGAGCGGUACGGAGGAGUCUACGAGUGGCAGAGUGCGACGAGAAGGCUCAGGGGCGCAUCCUAAUCUGGAUGCGUCUCAGCGGAGUGAGGGUGCCGUGAGUAAUGACUCGCGUUUAUGCGAGUUGGAGAACACGAGUGGGGGAGUGCAGAACGGUGCAGAGGAGUGUAGCAGUGUGAGAGCGAGGCGAGGAAGCUCAGGGGCGCAUUCGGAUUUGGAGGAGUCUCAGCGGAGUGAGGGUGCAGCGAGUAGUGACCCGCCAGAAAGAGAGGUGGAGAGCAGGAGUGGGGGAGUGCAGAGCGGUGUGGAGGAGUCUAGGAGUGUGGGAGUAUUAAGAGGCGGCUCAGGGGCACAUUCUAAUCUGGAAGCCUCUCAGCGGAGUGAGGGUGCAACUAGUAGAGACUCGCCAGAACGCGAGGUGGAGAGAGAGAGUGGGGGAGUGCAGAGCGGUGCAGAGGCGUGUUCUGAGGCACCAGGGAGUGAAAGAGCAGGAGGAGCGGAAAGGGCAGAGGAAGUGGAGGGAGCAAGAAGAGCAAAGCGGGCGAAAGAAGUGGCGGAAAUGGGGAAAGUGGAGGGUUGGUUUUUUCUGAUUCUGAAGGCAGCAGAAGGAGCGGAAAGAGCAGAGGAAGCGGAGGGAGCAAGAAGGGCAAAGUGGGUGGAAGCGGAAAGAAGGACAGGAAGGGAGGAGGUGAGGAGGGAGAAGUGA
Closterium sp. NIES-65 is the source of this 2160-nucleotide messenger RNA. The record is from the annotation of a GenBank genome assembly. NCBI's taxonomy places the organism in Eukaryota, Viridiplantae, Streptophyta, Zygnematophyceae, Desmidiales, Closteriaceae.